Messenger RNA from Eutrema salsugineum, 885 nucleotides. Its product is annotated as heavy metal-associated isoprenylated plant protein 46. The transcript is spliced from 3 exons. Bases 201 to 761 code for a protein of 186 amino acids. Lineage: Eukaryota; Viridiplantae; Streptophyta; Magnoliopsida; Brassicales; Brassicaceae. The record is from RefSeq and is a predicted model, not a curated record. Gene Ontology annotation, molecular function: metal ion binding.
AAGAAACAAAAAGAAAGAAGACUACAGGUUUUAUAUGCUUUUGUUAAUAACGAAUUGAAAACGAAAUCCUAACUAUCGACAACAACUCAUUGAUCAGACGAAAAUACACCAUAGAAAACACAUCUUAAGACUUGUAUUCUCCACCAGACCCAGAAAUUCAAGGGAAAACAUUCAGAGCAAUUUCUCAAGCAAAGAAGAAGAUGAAGCAAAAGAUCCUGAUAAGAGUGACUAUGACUGAUGAUAAAACUCGAGCAAAAGCAAUGACAAAAGCAGUUCAGUUUAAAGGCGUGACAGCAGUGGAAAUAAAAGGCGAUCACAGGAACCAGAUAGAGGUAACCGGCGAUGAAGUUGAUAUGAUCGCCCUCACCAGACAACUCAGGAAGAAAGUAGCAUUUGCAGAGCUUGUAAGCGUAAGAAAAGUCGAACCUCCAAAGAAACCAGACGAGAAGAAGAAACCAGAUGAGAAGAAGGAAGGGGACAAAAAGGAUGCAGGGAAAAAAGACGGUGAGAAGAAAGAAGGUGAGAAGAAAGAAGGUGACAAGAAAGAUAGUGAUAAGAAAGAAGGUGACAAAAAGGAUGGUGAUAAGAAAGAUGGAGACAAGAAGCCAGAUGAUAAGAAACCUCCGGAGAAAAAAGACAUGCCGAGUUAUCCAUGGCCUCAGGGAUACGGUGUGCCUUCCUCUUUUCCUUAUCCGAGCCAUCCCCACAGUUAUAUAGGGGAACCUGUUUACAAUCACGAACCCAAUUGCACAAUCAUGUGAAAUGUGUUUGCAGAGGAAGAUUGAUGAAGAAGAGAGCACAGUUUGUGACCAUUGAUGGCCAAUGUAAAGACUAAAGAAUCAAUAAGUUGAGUAUUUUGUCACAUGAAUAAAACUCCGAGGCCAA